UGUCAGUAACGUAAAUGAGCGUAAGCAACAUAACAAAACAACACGACAACGAGUGAAAGACUAUACCUUUCUAUAUUCUGACGUUUUUCUUUGUUUUUUCAUUUCUACAUGCACUAGAAUAAACCUUUAACAAUUGACUAUCGACUUGUAACUUUACAAGACUCUUUAUUGUCUUCAUGUACAAUUUUGGCUCGAGUCCUUGAAGAUAUGAAUAUUUUUCAAUUAAUUUCCAUAAUUGCAAUCACUUACUUUCAGUCAAUGCCAACGGUAUUGGCAGUUCAGCUGAACGCUAAAACUUACAAGCCAUGUAUCGUUCCAGCAGUAUUUACUGAACAAUUUACAGAAAAAGACUUGGAAAGCUGGAGCCAUCGUUGGUUUUUACCUUCGGACAGUGCGAUAGGAUCCUUCAAGUUGGUGGAAGCGCCAAACAGACUGUUGGCAAAUGAGUAUGGACUUAUAACAACUGCUCCUGGGAAACGACAUGUUGUCUUCAGUGAUAUCGACGUACCGAUUACAAGGGAAAGUUCUUCUAUACCGAUUACUCUGUCUUUUCAGAUAAAGCCAACUGCCCAUUGGGAUUGUGGGCAUGCAAAUAUAAAGCUCCUCAGUCAGAAAGAUUCAACUAAUGAAGAUAAUGAAGCGACUUUUCCCCUUAUAGAAUUUGGUGUAAAAAAAUGCGGCUUGUAUGAUUAUGCAUAUUUUUCUUUUGGUAGUUAUGAAAACCAAUUUGUUUAUCAUCUAAAAAAUCCUCCUCGAAGCGGGUUGACAGACUAUGUUACGAAUAUGUACACGCUAAUUUUGAAGAAUGAUAAAUUUACUAUCCGAAGGAAUAAGCAAGUCCUUGCCCAUGGGAAUGUACAAGAUGCGUUUUCAAAAUCGCCUGUUAAGCAUUCGUCGUUCCAGCAGCGAAUCAGUCAUGCAGAAGAAGCUACUUUAAAAAUUCCCUGUUACAGUCCAACUAAUGUAUUUCUUCUUCUUUUAUUACGGAAUGCUUCAUAUGCCUUUACUUCAACGCGAAUCGAGCUAGAUGCAUGGAGUGAAUUACCCGGUAUCUUCAUGAAUAACAUAUAUUUCGGAUUCUCUGAGAGCGAUGCUUCACUUUUUGAAAAUGAGAUGUUUGAUAUAAAAAAUUUGUUAGAAUCUAACCAAAAUAUAAACAGAUUUGGAUCUGAUGGAAGGAUAAAGGUCUUAUUGAAGCUAAUAAUAAUUAGCUUGAAAACAUUAUGGUUGAGCGUAUUUGAUGCCACAUAUGGCAACCUUUAUAACUACUUUUACGAUACUUGGAUUACAGAAGGAUUGUGUUUACCGAAAGAAACAUUCCAAUCUCUUCACCAUGCUGUACUGGUCCUUUCUGUAGUUAUUUCUCCAGUUAUUUACUGGAUGCUUAAAUCCUGAAAGCGUAUAGCAAACAGGUUUGCUGUAUGAAUGGUUAUCAUGUUCAAUUUUAUAUAUUCGAUGAAUGAAAUACGUGAAUGGUUUUUGUUUUAUGCUUAGAAAUUUCAUUCAUAGACCUGCAUAGAGCGAGUAUAAAUAAUUAAUUUACAAAAACAAUGAAAAAAGAAAAAUUUAUAUUCUCAGUUUCUAUCUAUGUUCUGACUUCUACUUGACUACCGCUUUAACAGGUUCACUCACUU
Molecule: messenger RNA, 1634 nt
Organism: Schizosaccharomyces octosporus yFS286
Lineage: Eukaryota; Fungi; Ascomycota; Schizosaccharomycetes; Schizosaccharomycetales; Schizosaccharomycetaceae
Product: calreticulin/calnexin
Exons: 2
Coding region: 208-1395 (395 amino acids)
Biological process (GO): protein folding
Cellular component (GO): endoplasmic reticulum membrane; endoplasmic reticulum
Molecular function (GO): calcium ion binding
Source: RefSeq, a predicted model, not a curated record